Messenger RNA from Salvelinus fontinalis (brook trout), 936 nucleotides. RefSeq names its product anaphase-promoting complex subunit CDC26-like. Gene Ontology annotation, biological process: regulation of mitotic cell cycle; anaphase-promoting complex-dependent catabolic process; protein K11-linked ubiquitination. Lineage: Eukaryota; Metazoa; Chordata; Actinopteri; Salmoniformes; Salmonidae. The record is from RefSeq and is a predicted model, not a curated record. The transcript is spliced from 2 exons. Bases 5 to 271 code for a protein of 88 amino acids. Gene Ontology annotation, cellular component: anaphase-promoting complex.
UAAUAUGCUGCGCAGAAAGCCCACCCGUCUGGAAUUGAAGUUGGAUGACACUGAGGAGUUUGAGAGUGUCAAGAAAGAGCUUGAGAUUCGGAAAAAGCAGAGCGAUGAAGUGGAUGUUGUUGGUGUGGCUACGUUUAGUAACAUGGUGGAGGCCAGCGUUGGAACAGGGGAUGGGAAGACACGGGACCAGAUGAUCAACGAGAGAAUAGGAUACAAGCCCCAUCCUAAACCCAACACCUUGCCCUCACUCUUUGGAAACCUGCAGUUUUAGGUUCCUAAUGGGCACAUUAACGAGACUGCUCAAACUGUUGGUGUGUGGAUGGCACAGUAACAAUGCUAUUGACAUGGUCAGGGAUACUUGUGUGCUUGCCUGAGAUCAGAAUUCUUUCCACAAAGAAAUGUGUAGUUUGAGGAUCACGUUUAGCUUAUAACACACAUCUUCUAAAGUAAUGUUGUUGCAUUUACCUGAAAUGUUAUGACUUGCGAUGCAAAGCAUGUGGCCUUUGUACAAUAUGUUUAAUGGGAGCUGUUGUAGUGGUUUCCCUCCUUUAUUACAAAAAUCCAGACUUGGUACUCCCAGGAAGGUGAAGGUAGCAUCUUUGGGGCAAGAUGGAAUGGACUUCAUAACUAAUCGGUUAUUACUUACAAUGGUAUGAUUGUAGUUUUAUUGGCCUUCAAGGAUGCAUUAUGAGAAUGCAACAGAAUCAAACAUACAGUUCUUGAAUGAUACCAUUUAUUACUUGUUUUCUCUAGAUGAUUACAGCACUGUAAAUACAUCAUACUAUACAAACAUGUCCGUGGACUUAACAGUCCAGGUAAUGUUCACACUGUUGCUGCGCUGGAGUGGCAGUCAGAUUCCCACUGCUGUUUUGGCCCAUUAACUUCAACGCUCAAUUUGUACAGUAGACUAUAAUAAUAAAUCAUCUUUAUACAUGA